Pyrenophora tritici-repentis Pt-1C-BFP is the source of this 2517-nucleotide messenger RNA. The record is from RefSeq and is a predicted model, not a curated record. Lineage: Eukaryota; Fungi; Ascomycota; Dothideomycetes; Pleosporales; Pleosporaceae.
AUGCGCAUCCAUCUCUGGGCUCUGCUGUCGGCCGCGAGCCUUGCCACGGCAGGGAGCUCCCUCCCGCCUCGCAACUACUCCAGCCACGAUUAUUACGCCAUUCACAUAUCUCCUUCGACCUCCCCUGCAGAACUUGCAGCGCAUCUUGGCCUGACAUACGAGGGCCCGUUCGGCUCACUCGAAGAUCAUCAUGUCUUCAAAGCCCCGAAACACGACAACGACAUCGUAGACGACGCACGGCAGGAACUAAAGAGACGGCGGCGGAAACGAGAGGUUGGGUCGGAAUACCAUCCUUUGGACAGCGUCCGCUUCACUCAGAAGCAAAAGCUUAAGCCGCGGCACUGGAAGCGCAGUGUCAUACCUCCUCGAGCAGCGCCCUCGAUCAACGAUGCCAUCAGGGCGCAGCGGGAAUUCGCAAACCUCCUGCAAAUCAAGGAUCCCAUCUUCGAGGAGCAAUGGCAUCUCUUCAACGUAAAAACCCCUGGAAACGACAUCAACGUCACGGGCGUGUGGACGCAGGGCAUCACGGGCAAGAAUGUGACCGCUUGCGUAGUUGACGAUGGCUUGGAUUAUACUAGCAACGACUUGAAGGACAACUUCUUCGCCCAAGGUUCUCACGACUAUAACGACCACGAAGACCUACCGACCCCGAAACUCUCUGACGAUCGACACGGAACACGAUGCGCCGGCGAAAUCGCUGCAGGGAGGAACGAUGCCUGUGGCGUAGGGCUCGCCUACGACGCAAAGAUCUCUGGUGUUCGCAUUCUCUCGGGUGAUAUUACCGAUCUCGAUGAGGCACUCGCGAUAAACCACGAGAUGCAAGCGAAUGACAUUUACUCUUGCUCCUGGGGCCCUCCUGACGACGGAAAAACGAUGCAGGCACCCGGUAUUCUUAUUGAGAAGGCCAUGGUUACCGCUGUGCAGCAAGGCCGUGGUGGAAAGGGUUCCAUCUACGUUUUCGCGGCGGGCAACGGCGCUGCCAGCGACGACAACUGCAAUUUUGAUGGCUACACCAACAGUAUCUACAGUAUUACCGUCGGAGCGAUCGAUAUGAACAAUGCACAUCCAUACUACUCCGAGGCCUGUUCCGCGCAGCUGGUCGUUACCUACAGUAGCGGUGGCGGCGACUCUAUCCACACAACAGACGUCGGCACGAACAAGUGCACUGCCCAGCAUGGCGGUACAUCUGCUGCUGGACCAAUUGGUGUAGGAGUCUUUGCUCUAGCACUGUCGGCCCGUCCCGAGCUGACCUGGCGCGAUGUGCAAUGGAUUACCGUCAUGACAGCUAUUCCUUUCGAUACACCCAGCGACUGGACCAAGACAUCGCUCGGCCGCAUGUUCAGCCACCAGUUUGGUUAUGGAAAGCUCGAUGCAUGGGCGGUUGUGGAAAAGGCCAAGGAAUGGAAACUCGUCAAGCCUCAGGCCUGGUUCUACUCACCCUGGAUGCACGUCAAACAGAAAAUUCCCGAAGGCGACCAGGGUCUGGCCAGUUCCUUCGAGGUGACGGAAGAGAUGCUCAAGAAAGUCAACUUUGAACGUGUCGAGCAUAUUACGCUUACCAUGAACAUAGAGCAUGAGCGUCGCGGAGAUCUUAGUGUCGAACUUCGGUCACCGAGCGGCAUGGUUUCUCAUCUCUCAACCCCACGUCGCUCUGACGAGGCUCCGUAUGGCUACGUCGAUUGGACCUUCAUGUCAGUCGCCCACUGGGGUGAAAACGCUGUGGGCAACUGGACCGUCAUCGUCAAAGACAUAAUGCCAAACAAUCAAAAGACGGGCACUUUCACCGACUGGAAACUCCGUCUCUGGGGCGAAUGCAUCGACGCUUCCAAAGCCAAGCUCCGCCCCAUUCCCGACGAGCACGACGACGACGAUCACGACAAGAUUGACAACCACCCAGCCCAGACAACGAGUGUGGCUCUUCCAAGCAGCACUGCACCUACUAUGACCUCUCUUCCCUCCGACCACCCUGACCGUCCAAUUAACCAGAAACCCACUCAGACUAACAGUGUUGUGCUUAGUACCACCACAGCAUCUGCUACAUCAAGUCCAACAGCAUCUGGCACUCCACCGGAGAACUUCCUUCCCAACCCCUUCCCGUCCUUUGGUGUUUCCAAGCGCACUCAGAUCUGGAUCUACGGGGCCCUCGCUCUCAUCCUCGCCUUUAUUGCUGGUCUGGCAGCCUACUUCUUCAUCGCCAGACGUAAGCGUAUGAAGGAUUCGCGAGACGCAUAUGAGUUCGAGGUCCUGGAUGGCGACGAGGACCGCGACGACGCGGGUCUGCUUAGUGGCGCGGCCGCUGGUGGAAGGAAGAAGCGCGCCAAGAGGGGUGGUGAGCUAUAUGAUGCUUUUGCUGGCGAGUCGGAUGAGGAUCUGCUGAGUGAUGAUGAGGAUGAUGAGGGUCCGUAUAGGGAUCAGGAUAGGUUUAACGAAAAGUAUGCUCAGGAUGAGGAUGAAGAUGAGGAGAGUGAGGAUGAAGGCAGUGGUAGUGGGGCGAGUCUUGUGGAGAAGAGACAGUAG